UGAUGAUGUGGUUUUUAGCAGAGUUCACUUCCGCAUAGGUGUUUUAGCCUGAGUGGAAGCGAACCUUCAUAAUGGGGAGUUGAACUGCUUCUGCUCCUCCUCCUCUUUAAGACGUUAAUUCAUUUGUCCUUAAUGAACUUAAACCUGCAUUUCGUGUUUUUAAACCUGUCGUAUGUUUGAGGUCAUCAGUCGCUCUUCCUCACUGUGACUGCACUCGGGAAUGGAGGAUGGAGUUUGGACUGUGUGAAUUCAUCCACUGUUUACUGGCGCUGGCUGUCUCCGUCCUGGUUUUGCUUGUUAUAAUUGCCCAUGUCACUGCUGGAAUGGUGGAUCAGAGGUGUGACGAGAAGGAGAAGUACUUCCUCACCGCUGCAGGUUUAAAGGCGUCUUUCCCCAGUCUGUCUGAUCCUCCUUCGCUGGAGCUCUCUGUGGUGGUGCCCUCCUACAAUGAAGAAUCCAGAUUGCCUGUAAUGAUGGAAGAAGCCAUGGAGUACCUUGAGAAAAGACAGACGAAAAGUCCUUCAUUUACCUAUGAGGUCCUUAUUGUGGACGAUGGCAGCAAAGACAAAACCACAGAGGUUGGCUUAGGAUACACAAAGAAGUAUGGGGAGGAUAAAGUGAGGGUACUGACCCUAGUGAAGAACCGGGGGAAAGGGGGUGCUGUGCGCAUGGGCACUCUGCGCGCUCGUGGACGUCUCGUCCUGAUGGCCGAUGCAGAUGGAGCCACAAAGUUUGCUGACGUUGAGAAGGUGGAGGCUGGAUUACAGAAUCUCAGUCCAAAGCCAGAGAACAUGGCUAUCUCUUGCGGGUCCAGGGCUCACCUGGAAAAAGAAUCAGUGGCUCAGCGCUCUGUGUUCCGGACUUUCCUGAUGUAUGGCUUCCACUUCUUGGUGUGGUUCUUCUGCGUCAAAAAGAUCAAGGACACGCAGUGCGGCUUUAAGCUCUUCACUCGUGAAGCAGCACUGAGGACAUUCAGCAGUCUGCAUGUGGAACGCUGGGCAUUUGAUGUGGAGCUUUUGUACAUCGCUCAGUGCUUAAAGAUACCUAUAGCUGAGGUGGCAGUCAACUGGACGGAGAUAGAAGGGUCAAAGCUUGUGCCGUUCUGGAGCUGGCUACAAAUGGGAAAAGAUCUCAUCUUCAUCAGACUACGUUACAUCACUGGUGCCUGGACAUUGGAGUGUCCACGUAAAUCCCAGUAGGCCUCGCUGCUAUUGGCGUGUGGGCUUACACGAGAACGCUGCAAUGUGUGCCACAUAACACCCACUAACGAUUACUACAAAUCAUUGUGACACUGUUGCGGUUUGCAGUCAGUGAAUGAGAUUACUGUAAAUGGUGUCGUAGAUGCAGUUGGUUUUUUUUUUUUUUUUUUGGUCAUGGUAUUGUCCAGGGGAACUGUUCAUAUUAAUGUUACUUUCUGAAUGUGGUGAUUUUUCAUUUGUAAAGGACUUGACUUGCUUCGCCAAAUAAAAGGCCCACCCCCAA
This is a messenger RNA of Neoarius graeffei (lesser salmon catfish), 1482 nucleotides long. RefSeq names its product ALG5 dolichyl-phosphate beta-glucosyltransferase (gene alg5). The coding region runs from base 228 to 1199 and encodes 323 amino acids. Gene Ontology annotation, cellular component: endoplasmic reticulum membrane. The transcript is spliced from 10 exons. The record is from RefSeq and is a predicted model, not a curated record. NCBI's taxonomy places the organism in Eukaryota, Metazoa, Chordata, Actinopteri, Siluriformes, Ariidae.